This is a messenger RNA of Humulus lupulus (European hop), 1387 nucleotides long. RefSeq names its product ADP-ribosylation factor 1. The transcript is spliced from 8 exons. Gene Ontology annotation, biological process: vesicle-mediated transport; intracellular protein transport. The coding region runs from base 389 to 937 and encodes 182 amino acids. NCBI's taxonomy places the organism in Eukaryota, Viridiplantae, Streptophyta, Magnoliopsida, Rosales, Cannabaceae. Gene Ontology annotation, cellular component: Golgi apparatus; cytoplasm. The record is from RefSeq and is a predicted model, not a curated record. Gene Ontology annotation, molecular function: GTP binding; GTPase activity.
CUGCAUUUCCAAUCUUCUAAAAAAAAAUUCCCAAAAACUCGUCUCUCCUUUUCCAGAAAUUUUUUAUUCUUCUCUCCAUUCCAUAAUAACCACAACUUUCUCAUAUUCCCAAAUUUGUCCCCCAAUUUCCCAUAAAUUUCACAACCAGGCCCUCUUUUCUCUUCUUCUUCUUCUUCUUCUUCUUCCAUUUCCAGGCAAGCCCAACUCAACCCAGUCUUGCUCUGAGUUAUCUCUCUCUUCUCUCUCUCCUCAAUCAGGGUUUACAAGUCUUCGUUUUUGCAGGGAGGAAUAGGGUUCUGCGUUUGAGAUCCGAGAUCUUAAAGCAGUGCCCCUCAUUUGAUCUCGUUUCCUAUUCAUGUGUUGAGAGCUAAUCUUUAUACUUCGAGAAAUGGGUUUAUUGUUCAGUCGGAUGUUCUCUUCGGUUUUUGGCAAUAAAGAAGCUCGGAUCCUUGUCCUCGGCCUCGACAAUGCCGGAAAAACCACCAUUCUUUAUCGGCUUCAGAUGGGGGAAGUUGUCUCCACCAUUCCAACAAUUGGAUUCAAUGUUGAAACAGUUCAGUAUAACAACAUCAAAUUCCAAGUCUGGGAUCUGGGUGGACAAACAAGUAUCAGGCCAUAUUGGAGAUGCUAUUUUCCAAACACCCAAGCCAUAAUCUAUGUCGUUGAUUCCAGUGACACUGAUAGACUGGUAAUAGCUAAAGAGGAAUUUCAUGCAAUUUUGGAGGAGGAAGAAUUAAGAGGUGCAGUUGUUCUCAUUUUUGCAAAUAAGCAGGAUCUUCCUGGUGCACUAGAUGAUGCUGCAAUCACUGAGGCUUUGGAGUUGCACAAGAUUAAGAACCGCCAAUGGUCUAUUUUUAAAACUUCUGCCAUUAAAGGGGAAGGUCUCUUUGAGGGCUUGGACUGGUUGAGCAAUACACUGAAAUCUGGAAGUGGCUAACUCAAUUUGGGUUGGAGAAGAAUUACAAGAUUGUUGCCGUGUGGCCAUUCUGGAAUCUCGAAGGUUGACGGUCUUUUACUUGGUAUGACUUUCUGAUAGAAAAUUCUUGUCAUGAGUGGUUGUCCAUUGACCUACGAUUUUUUUUUUCUCCCAUUUUGGAUUAGACAACUGAUAUACAUGUAAAAUUUUCAUUAUAGAUUAUUUGUGUUUUUGCGAUAAAACAAAUUCAUCUAUGUUAGUUCUCCUUUUGUUUGUUUUAUGCGUUAUGGGAUAUACUUAUUAUACUUAAGUGGUUGAAUCCCUGACUUUGAAGAUGGAAGGUAAGCUUAUUUGGCUUACUUACUGUCCUUUGCUAAAGUGGAUACACUGAGAAUUUUAGUUAAUCAUCAUAAAUAUUUUUUAUUCCAAUCAUAUGGAGAAUGAAUUAACUUGAUGUGUUAUUAUUCUGAA